AUGGUUAAUUUUCCUUUUUCAUUGGUGAUUUUUCUUUUAUUUGUUACAUCUUGUUAUUCGGUUAAAUUUGUUGAUGUGGAUACUAUUUGUAAGAAUGCUACAAACCCUUCAUUUUGUUCAACUCUUCUCAAAUCAAAGCCCGGCGGCGGAAGCGGCGAUCUCGCUAGCCUUGCAGAAUACACCCUUAGUGUGGUUCAUACCAAUGUGACAAACACCAUGAAUCAAAUCAAAGAGCUAAUUAAACAAAGUGGAAGUAAUGUUGCGGCAACUACACAUUAUAAAGGUUGUUUAUUCAAUUUUGGAGAUUUGGGUGCCCUUGGUGCAAUUGGGGCUGCUCAAGAUGCCUUGAAGAAGAGAGACUAUAAAUUUGCUCAUGAUGAUGCUAAUGAUAUCUCAUUUUUUAUGUUUUUAUGUAUUUCAGGGAACUUGCCAAGUGACCCUCCUUUUCAUGAUACUUCUUUGCUCCCAAAAUAUGUUGAUAUUGUCGAUCAAAUUGCUAAGAUUAUUGUUAGAAUAUUAAAUUAUUUGAUAUAA
Molecule: messenger RNA, 534 nt
Organism: Trifolium pratense (red clover)
Lineage: Eukaryota; Viridiplantae; Streptophyta; Magnoliopsida; Fabales; Fabaceae
Product: pectinesterase inhibitor 2-like
Exons: 1
Coding region: 1-534 (177 amino acids)
Biological process (GO): negative regulation of catalytic activity
Molecular function (GO): pectinesterase inhibitor activity
Source: RefSeq, a predicted model, not a curated record